Bufo gargarizans (Asiatic toad) is the source of this 3902-nucleotide messenger RNA. It is a transcript of the gene EXD2, whose product is annotated as exonuclease 3'-5' domain containing 2. Gene Ontology annotation, molecular function: 3'-5' exonuclease activity; nucleic acid binding. NCBI's taxonomy places the organism in Eukaryota, Metazoa, Chordata, Amphibia, Anura, Bufonidae. The record is from RefSeq and is a predicted model, not a curated record. The transcript has 9 exons. Gene Ontology annotation, biological process: nucleobase-containing compound metabolic process. Gene Ontology annotation, cellular component: nucleus; cytoplasm. Bases 1140 to 2948 code for a protein of 602 amino acids.
UUUUUUUAAUUAGCGCACAGUGUGAAAGAUCGUGUUUUCUGAAUGGAGUUUCUGCGACAGUUAUUGCCGAUACUACAAGGUUUCUCCGUCCGCUGUGGAUCCCGAUAAGGAUUCUGCAUGUGCACACUACAGCCCCUAGCCGUGUGCCCCGGCCUGUGGAUAGAAUAUAAUGGGGUCUCUGUGGGUGGGUCUGGGGCGCCCCCUGUGGACAUCUCAUUGAGUAUACUGGCGGUGGGUUAUGAUGCAGUUUUCCUGGCACAACAUGGAGGGGGUCACAGCUGUAAUAGGGAGAGCACCCCUGAUAACAGGGAGGGCAGGUGUCCAGACGGUUAGGCUGUGUGCGCACUGUGCAGAUUUGUAUGCACAUAAUCCUCACUUGUGUUCUUUUGUGCAGGUUUUAUAUUUAUAUUAACAAUCCCAAUGAAAACUGCUCUACAGAAGGUGCAGAGGUGGCCUGGGAGCUUGUGGCCCCAAUGUUGUAGGUGACAUCAAACUGACGGAAGUUGGGGCAACCAAGUAGAGGGGGCGAAUACAAGCUGGCAGGGUCAGGAAUACCACAGUGAAACGCACAAUACCUCCCCAGAAGCUGUCCCUCUGUGGUGGCCGUCAAUGUCUGCCACGUUCUGUCCUUCUGCAGUUGUCUCUAGGGGUCCAUUCACACGACUGUAGUUCUGGGUCCGCAUCUGUUUUGCGUCUUUUGCAGGACUGAUGCGGACCCAUUAACUUCAAUGGGGUUGCAAAAGGUGUGGAGAAUGUCGAGCGCUUUCCACAUCGGUAGUUAUGCGCCCCGUGAAAAAAAGAGUAUGUUCUGUUAUUGUGCAUUUCUGUCAUAGGGCUCUCUGUGUGUGCACUGCAAAAUGCGGAACACACGCGGCCCAGUACUCAUGUUCUGUGGACCACAAAACAUGGUCGCGUGAAUGGACCCUAAUAUGGAUAUGGAGCAGGGGGCUUCGGAGGUGAGAGGACUCCUUCAGCAAGCUGCCUGGCCUUCCUCUAAUAAUGACCCCUAUUGUAUCUGACCAGGGGCAGGGAGGAGGGCUCAGGUGGCCCACCAGGAAUAUUCCCUGCAGGGUCUAUGGCCAGUCUGUCCCUGGCAGAAGUACACCAGUAAUCUAAUAUCUGCAUGGUUUUUCAGCAGAAUGCCCAGGCAUGCAGGUUUAACCCUUGGUGUCGCCUCCCUGGUGGGUACUACAGUGGGGUGCCUUAUUCUGUGGAAGCUUAUUAAUCGCCGGAGGCGGCAGCUGUAUACUGGUGUGGACCAGAAGAACUCCUGUACUGGAUUAACCCCAGAGGUCCAAGACUUGGAUGACAGUGUGCGGCAGCCUUUAGAAAGAAAACGCUCUUUACUUUCAGUGGAAAAAAUCCUACAGGCGGAAGUCAGAAUAGUCUCUACGGCUGAAGAAUGGGAGACGGUGUGGCUGUUAUUACAGCGAGAUCUUGAUGUGUACCCGGUACUUGGUGUUGACUGCGAGUGGGUGUCUUUAGAAGGGAGAAUCAAACCCAUCUCCCUGCUACAGAUGGCCUCCCACAGUGGCCUUUGUGUCCUGGUUCGGUUGCCCCGACUGGCCGGCUGCAGCCUUCCUAAGACCCUGGUAGCUCUUCUGGAAGACUGCAGAGUUCUGAAGGUCGGUUUAGGCUGCUGGGAUGACGCCUCUAAACUGAUGAAUGACUAUGGCCUCUCCGUGAAGGGUGUUGUUGACAUACGCUACCUUGCAAUAAGGCAUAGAAGGGACAUUUUUCAGAACAGCCUGAGUCUUAAAUAUCUGUCUGAAACGAUCCUGUCCUUUCCUCUGGAUAAAUCUUUUCAGCUUCGCUGUAGUAACUGGGAUGCUGAUGAAUUCACGCAGGACCAGGUGUUUUAUGCUGCCAGAGAUGCACAGGUUUCCAUUGCCCUCUUCCUGCAGUUACUUGGCUUCUUCUCGUCUGACCCUCCCACGGCAUGGGAAUUUUUCCUGGGCAAAUGUCAAGGGCUGAUUGAUGUUCCGUUUAAAGGGAAAGGUGUGGUAAAUGGAGAUGUAACUAUCAUUCCAAAACAGAAGAAGGAAUCUCCUAUAGAGCAGCCGAGCCCUAACUCUCAGGGUGAUUCUCACAGACACAAGAAGAAACCUCUGGGAGUAGGAUAUUCAGUCAGGAAGUCGCCCCUGUACGAUAACUGUUUUCUGCAUGCCCCUGAUGGACAGCCUCUGUGUACUUGUGAUAGGAAGAAAGCCCAGUGGUAUCUAGAUAAAGGCAUUGGAGACUUGAUCAGCAAUGAUCCGUUUGUCGUGAGGCUACGUUUCGAGCCUUCUGGUCGUCCUGAGUCAAGUGUAGACUACUAUCUAACGGUUAAGGAAAAUCUCUGUGUGGUUUGUGGCAAACGGGAGUCUUAUAUACGGAAGAACAUUGUACCCCAUGAGUACAGACGGCAUUUUCCUGUUCAGUUGAAGGACCAUAACUCCCAUGAUGUUCUGCUCCUCUGUACGUCUUGCCAUGCAGUGUCAAAUUAUUAUGAUAACUACUUGAAACAGCAACUAGCCAUUGAGUUCUCUGCCCCCAUUGGCUGUGAGGAGGGGGUGCGUAUCCUGGAGGAUCCCAUAAGGAGGCAGGUACGGUCAGCGGCAAGAGCUCUUCUCAAUGCAUCCAAACUGCCGGAAAGCCGUAGGGAGGAACUGCUGUCCGAGAUGAGAACAUUUUACUCAACUGAUGAAGUCACUGAAGAGACUCUAAAUACAGCAGCGAACCUGGAGACCAGAAUCUUCAAUGAGACCUAUACGCCACAUGGACUGAAAGUUGUGCAGUGCUUUGCAAAGGGUGGCCUAAAAUCCCUAAUGGAAUUGGAGAAACGCUGGCGUCAACACUUCCUGGACAAGAUGGCACCCAAAUUUCUUCCACAGCAGUGGUCUGUUGAUCAUAAUCAUAGAAAACUGAUCAAGAAAUAUGGAGAAGAUCUGCCUAUCCAGCUCGGAUAAGAGGCCCAGCCAAUGGACAGCUUAUAUUGCAAGGGUUCUGACCGACACUAACUUUUUAACAUAACAACAAUUCAGACUGGUAUAGGCAACACUUGGAUCAAGGACAAGCCUAAUGCCGUGCUGAAAAGACUGACCAUCAUGUUCAAUGAUGAGUGCCAUUGAUUCAUUUCCGAAUUGUGAAACGCUCACAUUUGCUGGGAAAAUAACUUAUAUUUUUAAAACAAACAAAAAAACAAACAAAAAAAACUUGGCUCCUAAAUCGAGCAGGAAAUGAUACUGUGAAGCUAAAAAAACUAAAGGACAGUUUUACCUUAGCAGCUGGCAUGUUAAAGAGAGCCAUCCCUAUUAAUUGUGUGGUGCAUCAGCCAACCCUCUUUUGCAGCGUUUAUUCGCUGCCUCAUGAUUUAUUUAUUUUUUUCUCAUAACCUCGUCUAUCAUGUAUUUAAAAUGUUGCAGUUAAGAGCAUUGGUAUUUUUCUUGGCAAACUGUCACAUCUUUUGCUGCUCUGCAAGUGGUGGCUAGAACAUGAAAGCGCAUCUGUUUGCAUAGGGCAAUAUCAAUGUUGGUUCUGCACUAGGCGUUUAUGCUGUGGGAGUAGUGUGCCUCUUAUGCACUGGCUUGUAAAAUGGCCACUGUAGUCAUUUUAAUGACUGAUCCGGUAGAUCUCGGGCACUCCAUUUUCUAGCGUUGGCUGAAGAGAUCAUGCUUUUAAUUGAGACGCCUUACUUUUUUCAUGGGGUUGGUUUCUCUUUAAGGUCAGAUUUGUCUUUAUUUUUCAUACUCUUUACAAUUACAUCUAAUUGUGUCACUGCUAAGCAAUGAACAGGGUUCCCUGUUUUAUGUGCAUUAAUUUCUUUAUUUAUUUUUAUUCUCCCAUAUGACUUAUUUAUUUUUGGGGAGAAAUGUGUUUGUCUUAAAGCCGUCUAUUUCAAAAGCAUAAAGUGUUUAAUAUUA